AUGUCUGGCCCUGGCGCAGGUAACCCUCCUCCACCAAUUCUUCAAGGCUUGGGAAUCACUUCAAAUACAAUAAACGGGAGUGGUACUCCUAACAAUGCUUUUGCGGGGAACAACCCAGGGCCUGCCAUCAAUAAUCCAAGAACAAGACCGGGAGGCACACAGACGCAGCAACAAAUGAAGCAGCAACCAAAUCCUAGUAUGCUUCGUCAACAACAGGCGCAGGGGCAACAUACACAAGAGCAGCAAAUGCAACAUUUGCAAAGGCAGCACCAACAAAUGCGAAAUCAAACUCAACAGCAACUAAAUAGUCAGCAAGUGCAGCGGAAUCAGAUUCAACAGCAACAAGCGCAGCAGCAAGUACACAACCAACAAAUGCACACACAGGAAGCCGGUUACCCCAACCAAAAUCCAUCAUGGUUAGAACUACAAGGUCUCCCCAUAGAUCCAGCUCUACAACAUCUUCUCACCACCGGUCAAGCCGUCAAUCCCACACAAUACCGGGUUCAAAGAGGAAUGCCACACCCUUUUCCUCCUAACGGCGCAUCAGUAAACGCACAAUCAGCUAGCGGAGAGCAAAAAGGAGAAGAAGAAGAGGGAGAAAAAAUCUACGAAACCAGCACUCUACAUCUCCAAAUCAGCUCCCCUCUUACAAUCACCGGCGAUAACAACAUAAUCACAUUACACCCCUCCCCUCAAAUACAAAACAUCACAGACGCAGUACUCAACGCUCUGAAAUCCGUCACCGAAGGUACACGUGGUCUCCCAAUGGGCGACCAGGAAGGGACACCCCGCGGGAUCCGUAUUGAUGUCAUGGCAGCCGUUGCGAUAAAUGGUCAAAAUAAUGUAAUCGGAGAAGAAGCUGUUAGGGCUUGGGGUCAAAAGGUUAAGGCUGAAGCAAUGGUGACACAGAAUCAUUCGCAGAGAUUGAUGGCGCAGGCAAAUGUUCAGUUUAAUGCGCAGAAUAGGAAUCAUAUGCAAGCUGCGCAUGCUCAGGCACAGGCACAGGCGCAGAAUCAGGGACAGGGAUACGGACAACAACGACAGAUAAUGCCACCAAUGCAAGGGAAUACGCAGAGACAGGCUCAGGUUCAAGCCAGCGGCGCUCCUACACAGGCACAGCCUCAACCUACUAUCGUACAGAGACAAACCCAGCCUCAGACGCCUGUCCAAAGACAACCGCAAGCACAAGCACAAGCACAAGCACCCACCCAGCAACAAACAAAAAAGACCACACAGCCAGAGGCAGCAAAGACUCAAGGCCAGAUAGAACAGGUACAAGCACAAGCGCAACAAAAUGCAGGUGUAAUGUCUGCUCUUGCUUCGAAAGAUAGUGGGAAGAGGGCUAGGGAACUGAGUAUGGAUCGGGAUCAGAAUGGGGAGGAGGCGAAUAAGAAGACUAAGACGAAGAUGGAUGGGUAG
Sclerotinia sclerotiorum 1980 UF-70 is the source of this 1419-nucleotide messenger RNA. RefSeq lists its product with no specific name. The record is from RefSeq and is a predicted model, not a curated record. Lineage: Eukaryota; Fungi; Ascomycota; Leotiomycetes; Helotiales; Sclerotiniaceae. The transcript has a single exon. Bases 1 to 1419 code for a protein of 472 amino acids.